AUGACAAUAAUCAAGGUAAUAACUGUGCUCAUAUGUGUUUUAGCGACAUCUCGCCCAAAUACUGGCACCGCGGGGUCUUCGUCUAUUUCUACGAGUCACGUGACGAACAACGAUGGACAGAAAACGGAAUCUGAAUUUACCGACAUCCCAGUGGACAGUGCAGUGCAGGCCCAGUCUAAUUCGAAGGCUAGCGUCGGCGCGUCGGAUAAUGGCGAAUUCCAAGCGAGCAACGUCGCCAGCUCUUGGAGUACAGAAGAGAAAAUAUUCGGCCAUGAGGUUGUGCGUGGUGCCCAGAAACUGAGCCUUCCGAAAGCAGACGCUUCGAGCGACGUAAAGCGCUGGCUGCAGAUACGCAUGGCUUCGAUGAAAGCGUAUUUCGAGGCGAAUGUGGCAUUAAUUCAUGCUGAAAAACGCAUGCUUUUGAAGUCGCACUCUGUUGAAAAAAUAAAGCAGUUAGAAGCAAAAGAAAAGUCACUCACUGAAUGGCAUACCGGCAUGAUGAACUCGUCCGAAUCAUCCGGUUCCGUUAGUGAAGAGGCCAGGGGCAAACAAGCGAAGAAGCUACUGAAUGCUAGACGGCAGAUCGAAAAAGAAGCCAAGGUGGUACGCAAUUUAGAAAGGGAGGCGUUGAAAACGUGGCUUGUUCCACUCGGCAGCAUGAAAACCUCAUCAUCCGCUUCAUCGUCAAUCGCUACAAAUAGCGGUGAUGCUUCGCAAAGAGCGGUAGGGACGAGCAGCAAUAUUCAGACGAUGGCUCCCUUAGGCAUGUCCAACGCGGCGGAUGUUCCUCCUGUCUCAGACCUUGUUGAUGAUCGAAAUUCAUUGUCCCUUAGCAUGAAGCAAACGUCUGGCGAUAUCAAAAGUUCGAAUGUUGCUGUAUCUUUUCAUGACAUUGAUUGGAAGCCCGCUGAACAGACAAGACAUGGAACCGGCUUGUUUCCCAGUGGCCAAGGUAUUUCAUCGACGACUAUGAGAGCUCUUAGCUCAGCCCCAUUUGCUGAGAUCUCUGCGGUCAGUCAGAUCGCGAAUGCUGACGUAGCUUUACCUAACGGUCACCCUACUCAUUCAGGCGUCUUUGAUGAAAAUGAUAGACUGACUGAUGAGUUAACUUUGUUUUCUGGCAUGAAUGAGUAUCAGUCUAGAAUAAUGGCACUCAAGGACGACCUGAUGACCAAAAAAGCGGCCGCCCAGCAACUCUCAGCCGAAUACAAUCGCAGAACAAAGCAACAAAUGCGAGUACACGAAAGAUCUUUGAAGCAGCAGAUCGAGGUUUACGAACGCCACAUCAGAAGGUUGGAGGAGCAUAUUUCCGAGCUAUCAACAUCUAAGGCCAAGGCAUACGCUGAUUCAGUGUCCCCUAAAAUUCUCAGUCCCAGACCAAACGACGAUGACGUUAUCCCGAAGUCUCCACGAUCGUUGAUGCUCUUCAAGUCGACUUUGGUCGAUAAUCUGUCUGCGUACUACACGAUAAAGGAGAAAGAUCGGAAGGCAAAGUCUAGCCUGCUUUCGUUAGAAGAAGUAUCGACUGGCGCUAUUGAAUUAUCUAAAUCUGCGGCUGUGAGUCGGUCGCUUAUAAACCUGCCACCAGAAAAGGAGAUGGCAACUUUGUCAAGGGACAUAUCAGGCAACGUGCCUUCUACCGAGAAACCGAAAGAUCGCUCAUCUGAACAAUUAUCUGAGAAUUCGAUCGAGGAAGGCUUUCUUAGUAAGGUGCCUCCCAUAGAUCUUGCAGGCCUGGUGGAAUCAGACAAUGACUUCGUAGCGAAAGAGCAACUUGGAAUUUCGAUUUUUUCCUCUAUGCUAUCGCAGCUCAUUACGGACAUUGUCGAAACGACUGUAAUUAGUGCUCAUACAGCCACUGGUGUCACUGAGCUGUCAUCAAGAGAGGAAGAAGUUGCCACUCUUAUAUGUGACACAAUUUUUCAGUCAGUUCUGUCAGACAGCGUCGCUUCUUGUGUACUGACGAUGACAGGCGAUGCAAAGAAAGACAAGCUCGUGCCAGCUUUGGACACAUCGAUGAAGACUGGGAAUGCUAACCAGCGGGCUGUUGAUGACGCUUCAAAGUUUUUUGAGGGCGGCGAACUGACGACAGAGAAGGAUUAUGAAGCGAAUUUGCCAGAUGGUGGUGAUGUUACGUCAGAAACGCUCGGGAUGGACAGGUUGUUGGACAAGGCAUACCCGGCUUUCCCGGUUUAUGAACAGGAGAUGGUAGAAAACGCCGUCUCUUCAGCGGUCGAGGCACUGUUCGACGAACACUAUGACGUCAGCAAAAUUAACGGCGCGUUGGCGACUCGGAACUUGCGAAUGACCGCUGACAGGUCGGUUGUGUUCGACUCUGAGGACCACCGAGAGAGUAACUUCGAAAACUUCAUUUUCAACCUAUGCGCCGAAAUUUUGGCCGAAGUGUACAGCUUCGCCCGCCAGUGGAAGUCUCUUUCUGAACGGCCGUUGAGCAGACGAACUCGCCUUAAGCUUUCGAAGUUCUGCACGAUUCCACCAACCACGUUGCAGCAGACGAAGGAGUUGGUGUUGAAACAUGUCAGGCAGUAUUUCGGCUUCGUACCUGUCCAGCCAGCCAGGAUAGAGGGAGAGAAGGGCGUUAGUGUGCACUGCUUUUCCCGCUUCUUCUUGCCCAUGCUGAAGAAAGUCGAAUCAGUCAUCUUCGAAUCGUUUGAAUUUGAUCAGUUUGAGGUUCUUCUUUGCUGCUUCCACGUCAAGUAUAGUGCAUCUCUUCCUCAACAAUCUCCUUUCCUAAAGGUGAACUGGACCCAUACGCACUCUGCAACUCUGCACCUGAUGUGCCUGUGA
This is a messenger RNA of Soboliphyme baturini, 2808 nucleotides long. NCBI's taxonomy places the organism in Eukaryota, Metazoa, Nematoda, Enoplea, Dioctophymatida, Soboliphymatidae. The record is from the annotation of a GenBank genome assembly.